Molecule: messenger RNA, 2230 nt
Organism: Trifolium pratense (red clover)
Lineage: Eukaryota; Viridiplantae; Streptophyta; Magnoliopsida; Fabales; Fabaceae
Product: pectinesterase-like
Exons: 2
Coding region: 85-1827 (580 amino acids)
Biological process (GO): cell wall modification
Molecular function (GO): pectinesterase inhibitor activity; pectinesterase activity
Source: RefSeq, a predicted model, not a curated record
AUUGCAUGUUAAAACACAGGUAUCCUCACAAACCAAUUUUUUCUUCUUCAUUUUGUUAUAUGUGCCUUUCCUCAUAAAUAAACAAUGUCAGGAGGAGAGGCACAGAAAGGAAGAAGAGUCGCCAUAAUUGGCGUAUCCUCCUUGUUAUUGGUGGCUAUGGUUGUUGCUGUCACUGUUGGUAACCAAAAUGGUAUGGAAGAUGAUAUAGAGAACAAUAGGAAAAAUCAUGUUGCUUCCACAGUGAGAGCAGUACAAACCAUUUGUCAUCCCGCCGAAUACAAGAAGGAAUGUGAGGAUGCCCUCACAUCAGAAGCGGAGGCCAACAAUGUCACCGACCCAAAAGAACUUAUUAAAAUAGCAUUCAAUGUUACCAUAAAAAAAAUUGGUGAAAAACUCGUAGAAACGGAUCUAAUGGAUGAGGUUGAGAAGGAUCCUAGAUCCAAGGAUGCACUUGAUACUUGCAAGCAACUUAUGGAUCUCUCCAUUGGUGAAUUCACAAAGUCACUAGAUGGAAUGGGCCAGUUUCAUCUUCAAGAUCUUGACAAAUUCCUCAUGAAUGUGAAGGUUUGGCUCAAUGGUGCAGUUACAUACAUGGAUACAUGUGUGGAUGGGUUCGAGAACACUACCACCGAUGCUGGUCAGAAGAUGAAGGAGUUAUUAACAUCAAGCAUGCACAUGAGUAGCAAUGCCCUUGCCAUCAUUUCCGAUUUUGCUGAUACUGUCUCUGAUUGGAAUGUCACCAAAUUUCUCGGACGUCGUCUCCUUCAUGAUUCCGAGACUCCUUCUUGGGUUGAUCAUCGCAGACUCCUUGAUGCAAAGACAAACUCAUUCAAACACAAGCCUGAUGUUACUGUAGCUUUAGAUGGUAGUGGUGAUGUUAAGAGCAUUAAUGAGGCAUUGACAAAGGUUCCCGAGAAGAGCAAAAAACCAUUUAUAAUCUACAUUAAGGCGGGUGUUUAUGCAGAGUAUGUUGAAGUUAACAAGCAUAUGACCAAUGUCGUGUUUGUUGGUGAGGGUGGUAAGAAGUCAGUAAUCACCGGCAACAAAAACUUUAUCGAUGGAAUUAACACCUACAGAACCGCCACUGUUGCUAUUCAAGGAGAUCACUUUACUGCCAUCAACAUGGGUUUUGAAAACUCUGCCGGUCCACACAAACAUCAAGCAGUGGCACUAAGGGUUCAAGGAGAUAAGUCCAUCUUCUUCAAUUGCUCAAUGGAUGGUUAUCAAGACACACUUUAUGUACACACCAUGCGUCAAUUCUACCGGGAUUGCACCAUUUCAGGUACCAUCGACUUCGUCUUUGGUAAUGCUUUAGCCGUUUUCCAAAACUGCAAAUUCGUGGUCCGUAAGCCUAUGUCAAACCAACAAUGCAUUGUGACCGCACAAGGAAGGAAAGAAAAAUUCCAACCAUCAGCAAUAAUCAUCCAAGGAGGCUCCAUUGUUUCCGACCCUGAGUUCUACCCGGUCAGGUUUGACAACAAGGCCUACUUAGCCCGUCCAUGGAAGAACUUCUCUAGGACUAUCAUUAUGGAUACCUUCAUCGAUGAUUUGAUUCAACCCGAUGGUUAUUUGCCAUGGCAAACAGAAUUUGGUUUCGCCGGCAUGGACACUUGCUUCUACGUUGAGUACCAUAACUAUGGCCCUGGUUCAGACAAAUCAAAGCGUGUGAAAUGGCCUGGAAUUUGGAACCUUAAUUCCAAGGCGGCACAUUGGUUUGCACCAUCCAAGUUCUUCCAUGGUGGUGACUGGAUCGAGGAAACCGGAAUUCCUUUCUUUUCCGGUAUUCCUGAACACAAAAAGCACAACAAGACAGUGCAUAAAUGGUGAUGUUGAAUAGAGGGUGCUUACUACUUACAAAGAGUAUUCGUAAUUAAUCUCUAAUUAUUAUUUUGGUGAUUCAUUAUUUCAUUUUGAUACCAUUCAUUAAUUCUUCUAAAGAGGAUGUACUUAUUUUUGCAAGAGAUUCAUAACUUUGCAUGUAAUGCAAGUUAAUGCUCUCUUUUUUUUUUUGUGGUUUUUUGUUUAGGAGUGGCUUCCCAUCUGUACUGUACAAAUUAAAAAAAGAAAUUAUUCAAAGUCCAUUUUGGAUUGAAAUAAAUUCAAAUAUAUUGGAUGAAAACCACUCUUAGAUUAAGUCAUACAAGAAAAUCUAUCAACCUCUAACAACAUAAAAUUAAGCUAACAAGGUUUAAAAAUAAUGUUUUCCAAUAACACAAGUUUUAGUUUUUGA